Messenger RNA from Bacillus rossius redtenbacheri, 11718 nucleotides. Its product is annotated as golgin subfamily A member 4-like. The record is from RefSeq and is a predicted model, not a curated record. Bases 206 to 1816 code for a protein of 536 amino acids. NCBI's taxonomy places the organism in Eukaryota, Metazoa, Arthropoda, Insecta, Phasmatodea, Bacillidae. The transcript is spliced from 13 exons.
GUUCUGCAGCAGAAAAAGAAAUUACUGGGCUCGCCAGCUGGUCUGGGAGUUUUGACGUUUAGGAAAGGGCGUGUUUACUUAAUUGAAAAGUUUGGUUUUGAACUUGUUUUUAAUGCGUAUUCUAACAGCGUGAAGAAUGAAGACGCUAAUUAUCCGUCCUGGAGUUCACAGUAGUUUAAUAACACGAACUUGGUAAAUACGAGAAAUGAAUCCCAGCGACACAGAACAAUUUGAAGAUGAAUGGUCUGACAUACAAGAGCGGUUCAAGAAAGAAGGGCUUGAUUUUGAAAAUUUGCGACCUGAAGAACGCUUGCUUCACGUCUGGCGAUGGCUUGUGGACGCAGAGAGCAAUCUUCAGAGUUCGAGAAGACAGCUGGAUAAACUUAGAGAGCUACGAAGUGAAGAAAUGGAGGAGAUGGAGAGCUACAUCGGGCACAUUCGGUCGCUGGCGGAGAAGCGCGCGGACCACCUGGAGUCGGAGACGCUCGCCCUGCGCGCGCGGCUCGAGUCGUCUCAGCAGCAGGCGGCCACGCUCGCCACCCUGCUGGAGAAGAGCGGCCUGGAGCGCGUCGCCGACGACAGUCUCGGGGAGCAGGUAGCAUUCCUCAUAGCAGACCGUGCCAAGCUGAUGGAGGAGAUUGAGGUGAUAAAGAAGCUGAAGUUCUCCAAUGGGGUCAAUGGCCUCAACAAGGAGAGUGAGCUUCUGUCAGAAAUUAUAAAGGUAUCUUCGGAAAAGGAGGUCCUGAGACGGGAGGUGUCUGAAAUGUGCGACCGUGUUCAGCUGUUGGAGAAGGCGUCUCGCCAAUUAGAGCUGGAUAACGAGCGGCUUGCGUUCAAGCUGUCGGAAGCGUUGGCCGAGCUAGAGGAGAGGGAAUCACAGUUGAAACACAUAGCGAACAGCGGGGACGCGAGCUUCAGCCUCCUGUGGCCGGGGUUCAGGUCCGGGGACUCCCCGCGGCUGACGUGCCGGCGCAGCAUCUCCCUCCAGCGAGGGGACUCCCCGCGGGGCAGCUUCCGCCAGUCCAGCCUCAGCUCCGCCAAGAUCGGGAGUGAAGUGACCAAAGUAGGCAGCGUGGACAGCGGCCAGGGGCAGGAGACCAGCACCCAAACCGACCCCAACGACCACGAGAAGGAGGCGGAGGGCCACAAGUCCCUCUCGUUAGAUCAGCGAUCGCACAGCUAUGGUGCUGAUUCAACACCUCCGAGCUUGUUACUAAGCGAGUUCAGUUGUGGCUCUCCGAAGAAGUUGGCAAGUCUUCUCGAUUCACAGAUAGCUGCAUCCCGCACUGAAUUGGUUCGUUUGGAAGAGAUCAAGAAAUUGCAGUGCGAGAGCGAAGGUCUGAAGAGCCAGCUGUGUGCUGUCACCGAGAAGUACAAUGGACUCGCGAUGCGGCACAUCCAGUACAAGGCAAAGCGAAGGGCGCAGGUUGAUGAACUUAGGAGCCGGCUCGACGCGGAGGUUGGCUCCCUGCAGUGCCAGGUGGACAGCCUGCAGUCGCAGCUCAGCGUGCAGCGCAAGGUGCUCAUGGCCGAGGAGAGCUUCCGGGAGAGAGUGGAGACUGACUACCGCCAGCUGCAGGAGGAGAAGCGCACCCUCAUGGUCAGCGUGAUGCAGCUGGAGAGCUCGCUGCGGGAAAAGGAGCGCGAGCUCACGGUGCUGGCGCGCAAGAUCGCGCUGCUCGAGACGGCCAACUCCGACCUGCUGGCCAAGGUGCUGCAGCUCAAGUACGCGGCCGGCGGCCGGCGCUCCAAGGCCGCUGCCGUCCCCAAGAGCAACAGCGCCGAGGGCAUUCUCACCGACUUGGGGACCGUGUGACCCUUCCACCCUGGCUUCCAUCAGCAUGCAGUUGAAGUGUGAGAGUAUAUUUACAUGCGACAGUAGCAUGCUGCAAUGCCAGUGGCCAGAUAUGAUCUCCUAAACACUAAUGUUAAAUCCAUCCAGCUGUACGUUUACAUAUUUAUAUUUUCAGUUCAGUUAGUUGUAUGUACUUCAUUGUUCUUUGUCCUUCAGACCAAUUUUUUUUAUUAUUAUUUAUUUACAUAUAAAAAAAGGGGAUAUGAAAGACUUUGUUUGUAAAAGUAAAGUUUGGGUGGCAAGGAAUGUCUGUUGUUCGGUGUGAUCAAAUGGGCGAAACUCUUUGCACUGGGCAUAAAAAAUAUUAAAUGUGGAAAAAUGUGAAAUAAUUUUUGUGCCUGUGUGGUAAGUGGAAAUGCUAUGUAUAAUUAUUUAGCCCAUCUUAAACUGUUCAGUGAGAAAUGUUAGGAUGUUACCAUACGGCUGUGCAACGUUGGAACGCAGUUUUGAUGACUGUUUUAUGAUUGCGUUCUGUCCUUAAUGUAAAUGACACAUUUGAGAAUAAAGAACUCAAGAUCAUUCUUCUGUAUGGACACUUGUGUGUAUUUAGCUCAAAAAUUCAUACAACAAAUUUUUUUGUUAUAAUUUUAUACAUCAUUAUUGAAAGUUUUUGGAAUACAGUAAAACCUUGAUUUUACACCACAAAAAUACUAUAUAUAUAGGUAUGGUUAUCCCUGGUUUACACUUCUUGUCUGCGUACUUUUAGUAAAACUUUUUCUGCUAAGUAUAUCUCCCUUGGCCAGUGUUGAAAGAGAGACAUAUUUUAAUUUGUCACAUUGUUAUUUUUUGUUUACAAUGAUAUCAUUAGUUAUUGUUUUAUUAUGUAACCAAACAUAUAUAUGAAAUUAUAAAACUCAUAAGCAUAUAAUCUACUCCCAAUUUUUUAUCACAUAAGAUUUAACUCUAUAAUCACCAAGAAAUUCAUUUUUUAAUAUUAAUUUUCAUUAAGAUAGUGAUUUAAAAAGAAUAUACAGAAAGUUUAAAAAGGUAUUUAUUCAUUGAAAAAAAAGUAAAAAAAAAAAAAGUGUUCUGAAUUAUGGACUUGUGUUCUGAAUUUUAAAAUUUUUGCUGUCUCAAAAUGUCAUGUGUACUCUUUCUUUGGUUGUAUUUACAUACAUGAAUAUUUACUUGAAAAUAGUACAUUAAAAGUGUUUUAAAUUUCAUGGUAUUAUAAUGGCUGUCUCAUCUUUUCUGCACAUUGUCUGAAUACUCAUACAGUAAAAUAAUUGUCUCUCCUAUAGCACUUAAUAGCAAUGGAUCAUUUACAGGAUGUCUGCUAUUUUUUUUAAUGACAUGGUGUUACAUUAUUUUCCAUUUGCAUAGCAGAAACCUGAAAAUAUUUACAAUAAAAAUGUAUUCAAUAUUUUUGUAUGCUACUUUUAAGGUAGUAAUUCUGAUGUGAAAUUGGUGAGAGAUGUUUUCCAUUCUUGUUUGUGAUUUGGAACUGUUUUGACCAAUUAAUUUGCUUAUGAAAGUAGUCUUCAUUUAUGAAGGAUUUUUGUAGUUAGUAUAAAUAAGAUUGCUGCACUCAUCAUUAAUACAACCAGUAUAAAAUAAAAUAUGUAUGUUAAAUUAGGAAGUAAAUAUGCUAAAGUUUCUUUUGCUAGAAAAUAGAAUGUUGGAAGUACCUUACGUAUUCCAACUAAAGGCAGAUAAUUGAAGAGAUGGAAAAUAUUCAUUCAUUAGAAUUUUUUUUUGACUUAUCUGUUGUGUUUAUUCAAAACAUUACGUACCUAUGUUAUUUGUAAGUACCCAAGUAGAUAUUUGAUUUUUAGUGUUUCUUAAACUUUCACAUGCAAGCUGCAGAGUUGUCACGUAUGUGAGUUUUACAGUAAACGUGCUUUAAUCUGUAGGGACAACAUUUUAUGGUAUUAUUUUUAUGUCAAUUUUGUUUUUAAAACAGGUGUUUUCUGUGUUAUGAUUUUUAUUUUUUAAAUUGCUUUUAUUCAUAAGAAAUUGUGUAUUAUUCAGAUCUAAUAUAAAUCUAAAAUAUUUCUUAAUGCUUUUUCCAGUCAAAUAUUUACAGUUUGACUGACACAUAAUCCACUUAUUCAAUAAAAUCAUUAGUAAUAAGCAUGUCUGGAACAAAAAUACUUGUAAAAAAAAUUAAAAUGCAAUCUUUGUGUGUUUGAAAAAUCUGCCAUGAUUAAUGUAAAAACUUGUUGCUAAAAACUGAUGCAAGAUCAAACAAUGUACGUAAUAUUAAUUUUUUCCCAUACAUUUAGUUCAUACAUUUUAAUAAAAAUUCAUGCUAAGUAAAUUACAUUCGACGAAUUUACCAUAGUAAAAGAAAAAUUUUCUUAAUUUGAGUUAAAUGCUGUCAAACUGUCACUGUCAAAUUGUUUCAUGUUUUUUGGUACGUUUCGGUGCUAAAUGAUGUACAGCAAAACCCCUUAUUUGCACUUUUCAUGGGGACAAAGUAAAAAAGUGUAAAAAGCGGGAAAGUGUAAAUAAAGGGAAAAGUAUAAAAAGGAGUACAGUUUACCUUAUUUAGAAUUUUUUUCCUUUUGUUUAAUAGCACAUACUACAAUGCAGGUACAAACACACUAACAACAAAUUUUACUUUAGUAUUUAAUCCAUUAUUAAUUUACCACAUUUGACAAAAAUAAAAAAAAGAAUGAAAGCCAAAAUGUUUUUCUGAUUACUUCCUAAAAAUAAAUUUGAAAUUUUCUUCUGCUUGCUUUUUUGGCUGUUCAAGAUUAUUUGCCUCUCCAAAUUAUAAAUACAGUUGCAACCGGCAGGGUUUAUAACAAAUACGGGCUACAUACACAUUGCUCACAGUAAAAAUUUUUUUAAGAAAAGGCCGCAAAUUGUUGAAUAUUUACCGUCAAUAGCGCGCCAAACGCGGAGAAAGGUCAUUGUACUCGGUCAGCUGCUGUAACGACGCGGCGGCGCAUGCGCACUCUAUGCUCCGCCCAGACUCAUGACGCCAUCAGCCGCCAACCAAUAGAUGCGAGCUUAGCGGAAAAAAAUAUAAGCUCCACCUCCCGUGUACCAAUUUUAUCCAGUUCUAAUACCAGUUUAUUGGUAUACGCACCAGUUUUCUCGCUGCCGUGACAUGUUCAAGUUUACGUUUAUCAUGAUGUCUUGAUACCAAUAAUUAAUUAUUUACGAUCCCCAGAAAUAAAUGGUUAGUUUAAAAAAUAUGGCGUCAACUGUACAACACUUCCCAAAUUAUAAAAGACGUAUAAAACAGUUACCAAGACACCGCUCAUUUUAUCUUGUGAAGUUUAUGUCUCGUACCAGUAUUUCGGCUAAGUUGUGACAUAAAUACAGUAUCAGAACUUACAAGCAGCCAUGUUUGUACAUUCAUGAGUUUACGUUUUUCCCUCGUGCAUUUUAGAUUGUCUCCUGCUAUAAUUACUCGUACUUUUACACGCCUAGGCUUAAAUUAUUACAUGUUUAGAAAUAAAAGCAACUUUUCAUGUUAUAAAAUAUGUAUAUUUUGCUAUUUAAAAUGUUCAUUGCCUACUAGCUCCACGGUAUUUUCUGGUUGUUUAUGGUUGUUACGUGACGUAAAUAGCGGGAUUGAUUCGAUUUUUGAGACGUAAUUCGCGGGAAAGUAUUGUAUUGGACUAUAUGGGAACCAAACGGGACCUGAAGAAUAUAGUGCAAAUAACGGGAAAACGUAAAUAACGGUAACGUAAAUAAGGGGUUUCGCUGUAUUAACGUCCAUUUUGUUGUUUUAUGUUGAAUUCACAUGGUUUGCAUUUUUUUUUUUUUUUUGCAGUUGUAUUGCCAUUUUUCAUAUUAUCUUGUCCCUAUUCAUCCAGUAUGUUUGGGACUACAGCCAUGCUAAAUUAGUGAUUUUUUGCCAAUUAUCGAAUGUCAGUAUAGUUUCAACAAGAAUAUAAAAUGUGAACAAGUGAAAAGUAACCAGCUAGAAAUCAGGAAAUACUGUACUGAAAUGUAACCGACAGUAACUAUAAACUUCUGAGCGCACUAAACAUGCCGGCAGAGAAGUAGCGACCAAGGUCCCGAAAUCCACCCGAAAAAUCUGGACGCGUCUCGAUUGUUGGUGGAUUACAGAAUGUAUCGGACCAUACAAUUAUGAUUUUAACAAAUAUUUUAUUUUUUAUUUUUUUAAAAAGCUGUAAAUUUGCUCAUUUGGUUUACAAUUUGUGAAACUUUACAUGACUUGUUUUUUUGACAUGGUUUACCUAGCUUUCUGGCACUUUAGUAAGCCUGUUCGCACUGUAGUAUGUACUGUGCUUGUAGAACCAGUGAAACUUUUGUUAUGGAAGUUGUGAUUUAUUUGGUUCAUGUAUCUUCGUUUUUAAUCUUUACGUAGGCUGUUAGUAGUAAAGUAAGUAUUAAUGUUAAACUAGGUAUAAUCAUCUGUAACUAAAUUAUUGGCGUAGCAUACAAAUUUUCUUUUAAGUGUUUUUAAAGUGGUUGGGUGUGGAAAUAGCAUGGUAUUUUUCUAGUCAAUGUUUGAAAUGGAACAGAUGUGUUUUUGACUAGUUUUUGAUGUGUUUCAUUGCUUAUGAAGUCCUUGAAAUUCUAAUACCCUGCUCCUGUGACCUAGUCAGUGUUGUUUUAAAUCAGUUUAUAAUAGAAAUGGGUAAAUAGUGUAGACUUAGUAUGUAUAACCUUGACUAAUUAAAUCGUCAUGUUUUUGUAUAUAUAGUUCACAAAUUACAUUAAUUAUUGCUGUUAUGUCUGUACAUAUAGUAAAAAAAAUGUUUUAUUUUUGCCUGUAGUUCUAUUAUUUUUUUCACACAAUUUAUUAUCUUUAUACAUUCAAUUUAUUUAUGAUUUAUUUAGUUACUUACUGUCUUUUGUGUAUUCCAAUGUACAAACAAGUUCUAUGAAAUAAUGAGUUUUUUUUGUGAGAUUUAAAUUUUGAUUUGUCUUUGUGGUUGUGGUAGUAAAAUUUUUAAUGAACAAAGUUACUGUCGCAGUGCUCUUCGAUAAUAUUUUCCAUCUAAGUAUGUAUUUUUAGUGAGGACUAAAUGAAGUUAUAUUUUGCGAUCAAAGUACCUAAUAUGUUGUGAUAUCGAUAGGUAUACCUUUGACAGGUUUUCUAAAAAUAGUUGUUUAUUAUCAUUAAUUGGUGAUGGAAAUAUGUUCAUUAUGUUUCUACUACUUUUGGGCCAUAAAAUCAUGUUUUCUUUUUAGCAUGUGUGCAAAAUUAUUUAAACUUUACUAUCAGAUAAACAACUUAAUUUCUUUUGAUUGUUUUGCUUUUGUGAAAUCUUGAUUUUACAAAACAUUUGUUGCAAAAAAAUGUUUUUAUGAUUUCAUGAAUAUGUCUGGAUAUGAGCCAAGAUAUUUGAUCUUAAGUGAAUUAACAUUUCAAAUUACUCGGAUAACAUUUAGCAAUAAUAACUAUAGAUACUAUUCAAAUAAGAGCUUACAUAUGUUUGUAUAUUUCUAGUCAGUUUUAACGUUACAUUUGAAUUGUUUUGUAAUAACUUGAUUAUGUUUGUGUUUUAAAUUAAAUCUCGCCCUUUUUUAUUGGUUGAUCUCACAUUGUUUGCAAGAGACUCUUGGAUGUUCAGUGGUUUAUCUAGUUCUGUUCUUUUUUGAAAGUGAUAUUCAAGGUUCUUUUGUUAAUGUACAAUAUUAAAAUGAGUAGUAUUGUUUAAGUAAAAAUAUUGUAUUUUUCUUGUAUUUAAUUUUUUUUAAUAUGUAACAUCCGCUAGCUGUUGUACUUGGCAGUAUGUACUAGGUAGUGUAUAUGAAAGCUACUGCCAAAGUAAGUAAUAUUUCUUGCUCAAAGUAAAGGUCUGAAUUUUUAAACUGUGCACUGAAUAAAAAUGACUAGAAUACUUUCAACGGAUUUUGGUAGAUAAAAAUAAAUAAAUUUUAAGUGGUCAAUUAUGUAAAAAUAAGUGCUACGUUCAUACAGAGCUGAUUCUGAUAGUCUAGUCUAGUAUGACAAUUUUCAGUUUGUCUAUUCAUUCACAGCAGAAAGUCAGGCUCAGGUUCAUAACCUAGCACUUUCAGCCACCUCUGAUUCAUUCACACUGUUGUUAAUUAACGUUUGCCAGAAAUUCUGGAAUGAGAUGGAAGUUAAGAUGCAGCUCGGUUUGUAAAUUACUUACAUAUUUCUUUGCUACGCUAUAAAAUUUAUUCAGUUUAAAAAAAAAAUUACCUCUGAUUUUUAUUCGGAACAAUAUAUUUGUUUUUAAGUUUUUAGUGAGCUUGUGAACAUCUUUUGUCUUGGUCUUGCAUUUUACGUUUUAUUUGGAGUCUUAUCUCCUACACAUCACAUUGACUACAGUCACAAUUUUUAAUUUUUAACUGCCUCUGUCACCCAUUGUUUUGUAGCUAACCCUUCCAUGCUGUUUUUUUUUUAUGGAAAUUUUCGGCUUUCUCUUCUAGGGUGUUUGCAUCUUGAAAAAUUGUGCAUUAUUACGACAUGUAGGAUUUCAGCUUCUGUGAAAAGUAGUAUAGAGAUUUACAUAGAGCAUACUUUGUAAUUCAUUUGCAUUAGUACUUGUAUUUAAUUACAUAAAAUGAUACACAUGCAUUUCAUGAUCUGGGUUGUUAAAACACAUUCGUUUUGAUGUAAAUUAUUUCAAGGUUAGUUUCCUUUAAGAUGUGAUUAUUUCUAAAGCUUGUUUUAAGUUGAGUUGGCCCUAAUUUUUGUAGUAAUGUUGCUCAUAUAAACAUUUGGAAAUAGUUCAUGUAAACACAGUAAAUUUUCUAAUUUUUUCGGACAGUUACUAUAGAAUUUUAAUAGACUAUGCAUGCAUUAGUAUCCACCUUAGUGUCCAAAGAAUUGAUUGUAUGUUUGUUUUCUUUAAAAAAAAAAAAAUAUAUAUAAGUAUUUGUAUACUGCAAUUUUUAUUCUGUAAAUUUUAAUCUGCACUGAAAAUAUAAUUUUUGUAAUGAUGGUUAAAUGUGAUAAUUGUACUUAAGAUUAGUUGUAUAUGUAUAUAAUAGUACAAAAAAUAUAUUUUUGUCUUGUUUCGUUAUUUGGCGGUGAUACUGUUGUGUGUCCGGCUUUGUUGUAAAAAUUGUGAUUCCAAUCAGUAUGCCAUGAUAAUUUUAUUCUAAAGUUUUUCAAGAUGCUUAGCUGUGUAAAUAUUUCAUUACUAAGCCAAUACCAUAACUAAAAGUGUUAUUGUUGUGAAAUUUUUUCUUUUACAUUGUAGGUUUUUUUCCUUAUUUGUUUGUUCUUCAUAUAACAGAGGGUGGAAAACUUAAAAGUAGAAUAUUUUUCAGUUGUUUUCUAGUGUGGCCAUACUACUUCUACCUAAAACUAGAAAUCUUGAACAGUAUUGUGGAUAGCUGGGUAGCAACAAUUUUUUUUCCACAUUAGAUUUAAAAAAAAUAUUGCGACUGCUGCAAUAAUUGUUACAUACGUGUAUAUUAUGUAGAUAAUGCAUGCUUCAUACAUAUAUCGUAUAUUUUUCUCUUAGGUCCUCAACCUCAUCAUAUGCGUAAAUGUUGGCAAAGUUUUCAAGAAAUUAAUUAAUUAAACCUGAAAACAUUUGUGAAGAAUUUCGGGAAUCUUGGUAGUACUUAAUAACAGGAAUUACUAAUCCUUAUUCAUGGUGUAAAUAGGUUUCUAUUUACUGGCUCAUUCAGAGUAAAAAAGACUUGCACUUUCACAGCUGGCUUUAAAAAAAAUCUUUAGUGUUGGCAUUAAAACUUAAAAGUUGAUGCCUGUUAAUCUACCAUAAAUAGCUUGUUGUAGAGUUACAGGUUUUGGAAUGUAAUAGUAACUGAAGAACAAUUUUUUAAUUGCAGUGGAAAAACAUGAAAUGCUUAUUUGAUUUUUCCAUUUUCAAUUUUCACUUACAUGUGAAGAGAUUUAAAACCAAAAAAUUUUCUGAAGUGAGGUUGGGUUCCUUGUCACAGUUUCUGUGUGUGAAUAAUCUCAAACCGUUCACGGAUUCUUGGUGUUGAAACGUUUUUUUGUUCACUGCAACCCUGCAGGCACCUAAAACUUCCUAAGGUUGAUUCAUCUUGCAUGCAUCUGUGAUCUUUGAAUGUGUUUGAGUUUAUAUUUUCCCCCUGUAAUGGCCAUGGUUGUGAUUCAAGCGUAACUUCAAAACAUUUCUUCUCAAGACCAAUAAUAUUAUUUUUGUAACAUGGUGCCAAAUAUUAAGAAACAAAUACUCUUUACCUCUUGUUGAAACAUUUUUGAAGGUCAACUUUUUUGUCUUGCUGGAAUGUUGCAGAUGAUAUGUAUAUUAAAGCUGCAUUUCUUUGAGAAAAAAAAUAGUGUUGUUAUGCAAAGAAAAAUACAAUAAAAAGUGUUGGAUAUAAGUUUUAUUUUUUACCCUUUUUUACUUUGUAUAAAUUCUUGCAUGCUAAGUUUUCUAUAGGUUUCAACAAUUGAUUACUUCAGAGAGCUCUUCUAUUAAAAAAUAUCAUAGUAGGUCUUAGUAAAAAGUAACUUAUGUGAAUUUCUAAAAUUAAUAAAGUAAAGCAAUUUAUAUUUUUCAUUAGAAAUUUUUAUGUUGUACAUUAAUUAAAAGAAUAUAUAUUAUUUUCAUUUUAUAAAGUUUCUUGUGAACUAGUCAGACUGCAUUUUGUAUUUGGAUUUGGAUUUUAUGAUAGGCCUAUCAUUUAGGCAAAUAAGUUGCUUAUAGCAACUAAAGCAGUAAGUCAUGUACAUGUAUGUUCAGUACAGUUGUCUGUGUCAUUUAAGUUAAUUGCCAACACCAGUCACUCUAAGUAGGGUGUACACCUUUUAGGAAGUCAGGGAGAAGUCAGGGAAAGUUAUGCUAUUAACUUGUAAUCCUGUAAAAGUAAUGUAUAUUCCCAAUGAUAGUAUUUGAGCGGAAAAUGGUGUGGUACAGUCUGCCAUCACCUAGAUUGUAAAAGCAUUUUUUUUCCUCAGAUGGUGUUUAGUGCACAGUUUUACAUGCCAUAAAAUUGUGAAUGUAUGUACUGUUUGAAUUUUCAUUUGUUGUUUAAAAACAAAUAAAGUGGAGACAUAAAUAGGUCAGCUAUGGGGAUGGUGUAAGCUAAAUUUUCUUAAUUUAAUUUUGUGAUUUAGAGAAUUGCAUAAUAUGUAAUUUAAAAAAAUGGGUGCAUGUACUACAUAUGUUAGCACGUCAGAAGUUAUAUUUAAUUGGCGUAGUUAAAAACUAACUUAAAUUUUGCAAGCAAAAAUUAAAUAGAAUUAAAAUAAUAAAAAGUUUGGAGUGAUAUUAUAAAUACAGUUGGUAAAGCAUAAAUUCAAUCAAAUUAAAAAUUCAGUAACCAGGCGUACCAUAGUCAAUGGACUCUGGAAGUUGCGCCUAAUACCAAUGGAUAGCAGUUAAUGUUGAAUGUAAUCUAGACAAUUGUAUUGAAAUUUGUUGUGCUCGUCACCAGUUAAACCCAGUGUGUAAUUUUGUUAGCUAUUUGGGACUUAGUAGGUGUGAUUACUAAGUGAUGUGUUCCUUCGAUGAUUAUUUACAGUUGUCCUUGUGUUUGUGUAAUGAGCAAAUGUAAAGGACUUUGGUAUUAUCAUCACUGCAAUAUGAGAAUAUUUUUAGAUUGGAUUCUAAAAAACACAUUGGUGCACUUAAUGCAUUAAGAGGGACUGGAAAUUUUUAGGGUUCUCUAAUACACCAUAUCCAACCUCAAGAGUUGAGAGUUUAGAGUUGUGACUUAAGAGUUGCGAAAGUAUGUGAAAGUAGGUAAAGGUGUACAAAAAAAUCAUAUGCUGUUACUGCCAUCAGUAACCCCAUGCCAUCGAGCAAUCACUUAUCGGCUAUCUCUCUCUCUCUCUCUCCCUCCCACACUCUCUUUUUCCCAUCCACAUCAACAUUAAAAAGUAACACAAACAUUAAAACACGAAAACCUCGUAUAAAAAGUACAACUUUAAAAAUAAUUCGGGAGAUUUAAAAUUUUGGUCAGGAUAUUUUAUUGCAGAUUUGUGUGGUCAGUGUGCUGAGAUAAAGUUUUUUGUA